Molecule: messenger RNA, 5484 nt
Organism: Chaetomium globosum CBS 148.51
Lineage: Eukaryota; Fungi; Ascomycota; Sordariomycetes; Sordariales; Chaetomiaceae
Exons: 7
Coding region: 1-5484 (1827 amino acids)
Biological process (GO): transmembrane transport; amino acid transport
Cellular component (GO): membrane
Molecular function (GO): transmembrane transporter activity
Source: RefSeq, a predicted model, not a curated record
AUGGCAAUUCAUGUCUUUGACUGGAGACUGGAGGUUUUCGGCUCGAAUCCCGAUUUCUUAAGAGCAAUAAAACAGAGGAAUAUUUCAGUGCGGGCGGGCUUUCGUCCAAGUGUUCAACACCAACCCUCAGCACAUGUUCCCUCCUUCCAAGACAGCUCCCACAUGGCUGGACCCCGGCCUCCAAAUCAACCCCACAGCGAGUGCGCGAAUCAAAUCCUUCACCCCUGCUACCAGGAAUCUGUUAUCAGAAAAAGGAAGAAAGAGAUCCAGGCAAUAACGACACCCAUCACAACUCCGCGCACCGUUUAUCCCGCUAUGAGCGCCCACACCGAACCCAUCCCGCCCAGCGCAACCGAGCCGCACGGGUCCGGGCACGAGUCGUCGGACGAUGGCGAUGCGAUGCUCGCAGCCAUGGGCUACAAGGCCGAGCUGGGAGGCGGGCCAGUCGUCGUCGUCUGGGGUUGGCUGAUCGUCAGUCUUAUCAUCCUCUGCAUCGCCGCCUCGUUGGGCGAGAUCACGUCCGUCUACCCAACCGCCGGCGGCGUCUACUACCAGACCUUCAUGCUUGCGCCGGCCAACUUCAGAAGGAUUGCCGCCUACAUCUGCGGCUGGGCCUAUGUCGUUGGCAACAUUACCAUCACCCUGGCCGUGCAGUUCGGCACCACGCUCUUCUUCGUCGCCUGCGUCAAUGUCUUCGAGAAGGAGCCGGGCACCUUUGCUAUUUUUUGGACUUUCGCCGGUCUCCUAGCCAUCCUCAUCACCGUCCUAGCCGUUGCUAAGGAAGGUAGGCGCUCUGCUGAUUUCGCUCUUGGUGGCUUCGAGGUCACCUCCGGAUGGCCCGCGGGCUGGUCUUUCUGUGUCGGCCUGCUCCACGCUGCCUACGCCACCUCGUCGACAGGCAUGGUCAUCUCCAUGUGCGAAGAGGUUCAGCACCCGGCCACCCAAGUACCCAAGGCCAUGGUAAUCACCAUCGUCAUCAACACCAUCGGCGGGCUGCUAUUCCUCGUGCCUCUCAUGUUUGUGCUACCUGACCUUGCCAUGCUCGUCGCCCUCCCCUCAGGCCAGCCUGUGCCCACCAUCAUCAAGUCCGCUGUGGGCUCCUCAGGUGCCGCUAUUGCACUGCUGAUCCCUCUCAUGGUGCUCGCUAUCCUUUGCGGUGUCGCCUGCACCACGGCCGCCUCGCGCUGCACCUGGGCGUUUGCUCGUGAUGGCGCCAUCCCAGGCUCCAAGUGGUGGAAACAGGUGCACUCGAGCCUGGACCUACCCUUCAACGCUAUGAUGCUCUCUAUGGUCAUCCAGAUCGCGCUGGGUGCCAUCUACUUUGGCUCCUCCACAGCGUUCAAUGCCUUCUCGGGUGUUGGUGUCAUAUCCCUCACCGUGUCGUAUGCCGUUCCCAUUGCCGUCUCCAUGCUGGAGGGACGCGCUCACGUUCGGGGAGCCAAAUUCUCCCUGGGUAGGAUUGGCUGGUUUUGCAACAUUAUCGCCAUUGCCUGGUCGAUCCUCGCCGUCCCCCUAUUCUGCAUGCCAGCUUACCUACCUGUCACUGCUUCCAGCGUUAACUACGCCCCCGUCGUUUUUGUGGGCUUCGUUGUUAUUGCACUUGCGUGGUACGCCGCCUGGGGCCGCAAGAACUACCGCGGCCCGCCGACAGAGAGCCUCGGCGAAGAUCUCCCCAAUGGCGACUGCGUGACGCGGCAUCUCGCCGACAAGCAUGCCAUCCCAAAGCGGUCGCGCGACGGCCUCCACCUCUUGGUUCGCGCCCUAUGUCUUCCGGAUCCCAACACCCUACCUCUCCGCCCCGAUUGGUCGCCGGCCCAUCCGCAGCUGGCCAUUCGUACCGGCGUCGCCUGCCGGCACUGCGCCUACCGGACGACCAGCGUCGACCUCAUCACGCGGCACCUAGCGAAAGCCCACAAUCGCCGCCGCACCCAGGGGCAUAGGGGCUGGCUGCGCAACGAGGUCUUCGAGGAAGUUGCCCUGCAGAGUUGGACCCAGAACGGCGCCCGCGGGUACUGGAUCGCUACGCAGGACCCAUCCCCGGCCGAGCGACCAGAAGACGCUUCCUCCCGGUUGCGGAACCAGGCCACAACCGAGCAGAGGGCUGCCCUUGACGUGCUGCAUCAAGCCGAGCCGGAACACCUGGCCAGCCGUUCAGCUACCGCUCGCCAGACAGACGGCACGAGCCCACCUGAUCUAGCCCUACAGACGAACUGGAUGCGGCGGACUGGCUGGUUAGAGACCUUCCACGGGGCGAGGCGCGACGUUCUCGCCAGGCUCGCCCUGCCACCGUGCCAAGAAGGGGACGGCCUGCGACUUAGCGCGCCUGGAGACGAAACAACGAUCCGGAGCACCCGCGAGGACGAAGAUCGGUUAGGCCGCGUUGCGUCGGCGUUGCGCGGGCUUCAGAGCCGCUGUGAGGACACGGCGCGACACACCGACGUUUCGAUCCGGCUGUGGCUUCGGAGCACCGACCCGGUGCGUCCGCACAGGGCCCCCUUUAACCUAGUAGGCCGCCAGUCCACGGCCCAAUCGUACUGGAGGCUCUUUCUCAGGUUCUUGUGCUUCUCGUUCCGCCUCUGGCGUCUGCCAGAGGCUGCCCGGGCUUCUCUAUGCCGGAGGUUUUUGACGCAGACCCAGAGUAACGCCUUGGAAGCGGCUUGGUCCGCGCUCGGCGAACCACGGACCCAGGGCCGGCGGCGCGUGGACCGCGCAACUAGAGGAGCAGCCCAGCCGAGCGCGCCGGGGUCCGGCGGCGGGAGCGAGGAUGAGUGCUACGACAAUGCCCACGAUUCUGGGACAGAGACCGUGGACGCUACCGCCUUCUCAUGGCCAUCUCGCACGCGGCAGACGAGGCGAGCUGCUGCUGAUCACGACGACGUAAGCGCAUUCAAGGACAAGGACGAUGGCGAGGGCGAGGACGACACGACCAGCCAGGACGACUCUAGCGUAGACGGCGGAGAGAGCGAGGAUACCGAGUCUAGCUCAGAAGAUGGGGAUGACGCUGGAUCCGAUCCGUACUACCAGGACGCCCUGCUACAGCUCGCUAGGCUUCUGCUGACCGAGCCAUUCCGUGGCGGCCAAGCACGCUCUACCCUCCUCGUCUACUUCAGCGGCGUCGCGGGCCUCGGCGCAGACGGGUCUUCGUUCGAGAGACCCUCGCGGUACACAUCCAAGCUUUCCGCCCUGAUCUAUUGCGCGCGCCUCCUCCUUUUAGAGACCGUCCUCCCGCGCUUUCCCCACCACCACAUCCGGAUAGCAGCCCGGCCGCACCGGAAUCAGGUCGAGCGCCUGAAUAAAGUCCGGGUGCCAGCAUUCUGCCUGGGUUCCCAGGCCCCCGUCGGCGAGCUGCUCGGUCUUCGGAACUAUGGACGCAAGCUGGCACGGUCGGAUGGACCCGUCUUCCGUGUCCGAUGGAGCGAGGACGACCAGGUCUUGUCGUGGGACGAGGGCCGUAUCUCGAUGCAGCAGUUUCGGGCUCUCUCGCACGGCUUGCUCCGGUCCGUCGCGUCGUCGACGAGGCGCCUGAUGUACGACUUGCAGCCGCAGGUCGAUCUCCACGCCCUCCGGGACAAGAUGUCAGAUGUGGGAAAAGGCUACUCGUUCGUGACCGAGCCGACGAACCACCUGGUCGAUGCCUUCUUAGCCUUGUCGGAGCGUGCCUGCCUCUCCCCCGUGAAUGGUCUGAUCGGUAGGAACGGAUGGGACCAGCAGGCCGUCCGUCGCUAUAUCGAGCUGCACGACCAAGCGCUGAGCAUAUACGUCUACGACGGCUCCUUCUUCCUCGUAACCAAGCAUACCAAGGCCCGUUCGGUUACCAACCAAGAGUUCCAAGUCGCCCGCAUGCUGCCGGACGAAAUCGGCCGCCUCCUCUACCAGUACCUUGUGUAUAUCCGGCCGUUCACAUACAUGCUGCAACGGCGUUGCUACGGAAUCGACGUCGAGUCUCCGUUGCUGUUCUGCUCCCCACAGAGACCCGACAGGCUGUGGAAGACACACGUCCUUUCAGGGGCGCUGCGGCGGCUCACCGAAUCGACCGUCGGCCGAGCGUUUGGCACACAUGUAUAUCGGCAGCUCUCCAUUGCCGUUACCGAGAAGCACGUUCGGCAAAUCAGGAAUCCGUUUGACCGCCACAAUGAUCGAACGGGCAACACUGACAGUAGCGUAGCGUUCGCCUGGCAGAGCGGACAUCGGCCCUGGCAGAGAGCCUGCAUGUACGGGCCUGGACGGGGCCUUCCCCGACAGCCUCCAACCCGCCCUUCUGCAGCUUUACAAGUGGGUAUCUUUGGAAUGGCACCGAGUUCCUACAGCUCAGGGCAGCCGGAUCCGGCGCGCCAAAUCCCCGGAAUGGCGGCGCAGCCUCCUCGAGUUUCUCUACUGCCGAACGACUGCCCGCUUGACAUCCGUGAGCCGGCGUCCUCCGCGCCGCUUGUUCGGACCGUACAGCCUCGAACAGCUCCGAAUGGCCCGCAGCCAGAUCGUACCCUACCUGGCCAUCGAUCCGACCAAGCUGGCGAGGAAGGGCCUGAUGCGUUUCCCGUCUACAGACCGCCGAAGAGGCGGCGUUUAGAAGAAGGAGAAAAGCCUCUAAGGCCUCUAGCCCCCAGGGCCGAGAGUGCCCCCAAUUGUACGGUCCCCGACGAUCCUAGCGUACAGUCGGCUGGCUACACACAGGCCUUACAAUCCCGCUCAACAUCACCCAGGAAUGUGUCUCCAACAAGUAUAGGAACGGGGACGGAGACGGGAACAGGGACGGGAACGGAGACAGAAAUGCGAAUGGGGAUAGAAAUGCGGAUGGAGACAGAAACGCGGACGGUAACACAUAUCGUGCAGGACGGGGCCAGGGUCGUGGGCAUCGUUCGGCCACCUAUUCUAGCCCCUAUACGAGAGAAGGGCUUACGUAUAGUGCUGUUCGAUGAAUUCUUCAAACGAUUUCCUGCAUUCCGGAUAGCGGUUUGCCGCGAGCACUGUGGUGCGGUUACGGCGAAGUCGGUUGCGUCACAUGUCGAUUCGUACCACUCCCAUCUAGCUCCAGGGGAUCGGCGGCGCAUCGUGGAGGAGGGGUUGGCGCUGCAAGAUGACGGCUUGCUAGCCGCUAACAUAGACGGCAUCCGGUUCCCCAGCGAGGUGAUACCGGCAAUCGACGGAUUGCCCAUGUGGAGCGACGGCAAGAAGUGCAUACAGUGUGGGCAUAUCCGGCGUACGAGGCAAGACAUCCAGAGGCAUUGCCAGUCAGCGCAUGGUUGGAUCAACCCGAGAGGGCGUGGUAGGAAGCUUGGGGCAGGGCCGGUAGGUGGGUUAGGCGAGGUGUGGGUGGACGGUAUCCAUUGCCAGCGAUUCGGCCGGACGGGCGCGCUGCAGCGGUUGUUCGAGGUGGUGCCACCGGCGUCAGCAGGGGCGGUCGAUUCUAUGCAAGGUCGAGCCCGGGGCAAGGACUGGUCGAUGAGUACCCGAAAGGCCAAGGGGCAGCGGAGAAGAAAUAAUUAA